This is a messenger RNA of Aspergillus saccharolyticus JOP 1030-1, 1882 nucleotides long. Its product is annotated as putative DNA directed RNA polymerase III subunit Rpc82. Gene Ontology annotation, molecular function: single-stranded DNA binding. The coding region runs from base 122 to 1819 and encodes 565 amino acids. Gene Ontology annotation, biological process: DNA-templated transcription. The transcript is spliced from 2 exons. Gene Ontology annotation, cellular component: RNA polymerase III complex. Lineage: Eukaryota; Fungi; Ascomycota; Eurotiomycetes; Eurotiales; Aspergillaceae. The record is from RefSeq and is a predicted model, not a curated record.
UUGUCUUCACAAUCAAUAGCGCAUCUUCUCGACCCUGCAGCGUUAUGAUCGAUUGUCCUUUCCUCGCCUUAAGUUCUACUCGCGCCUGUCUGACCGCCAGCUUCGUCAUGGCCUUGCCGCAAUGAUACAGCAUCACCUCAUAUAUCAUUACACCUCUUAUGAUGAGGGGAUCACCUACUACGAGCCUAAUCCACAGGCCGCGUAUUAUCUCGUUCGCUCUGGUAAGAUUCUUGAAUUCGUUCAAGAUCGGCUAGGCAAGUAUGCGGCCACCGUGAUGUCUACCAUAAUGUUCCUCGGGCAUGCCCAAAUAAGCCAUCUUGAAACCUUGUCCGAGUUAAGGCAUGGACCACGGGAAUUAAACGGUAUUGAUGAUGAUAUUGGAGGAGAGAAGUCGGAGGGACGGGUGAAUGGACACAACGGGGAAGAAACAGCCGAACAGCCAGCCUUGCUCCAUCCGACGUUGAGGGCAUUGGCGUCUCAUGGCUAUUUAAUUCGCGUCCGAGAUGCACAAUUCCAAAGUUAUGCGGACAAUGCGCUAGAUGCCGAACGUGCGAUCAAGUCAAGGCCUGACGUCAAACAGAUGAAAGGCAAGCGGCUUGAGGAAACGGUUUUAGAUGGCACACUUACCAUGUUGAGGGAAAAGUUAGAUGGAGAUCUAACCCGUGGAUUCUUGCAUAAUGGAGUACCGCGCGGUGCCAACAAAAGGCUCGGUAACGGUCCUGCAGAUAAAAGUGCUCGGGUGGAUUUCGACAUGGGGGAUGAGAAUAAGGAGGAUGAAUGGUCCGAUGACGAGACAGGAGACACCACUCCCAUGGAGUCUGGAAUGGUUGUUCGAGUCAACUACGAGAAAAUGGAUGUUGCACUACGCAAUCGACGAUUCCUUGAUCUUGCGGAGAUGCACUCAUCGUCGGCUACCGUUCAAGUUUACGAAUGUCUCCUGCGACGCAUUGAAUACCAGACUAAGCAAUGUCGGGACAUUGUUGAAAUUCCGCGUGAAGGUGAAGAAGGCGAGCAAUAUUCCGUUGCGAUCGCAUUGAGUGCGGUAGCAGAAGAAGUCGACCCGCAAUUAGACCUUGCGGGCUCUAUCGGUCCCAUGGAAGUUCUUCCGCCUGUCAGCAGGCGUGGGAAAAGGUUAUUAGAUGAAGAUGGGGUCAACGGGACCAGUCAUCAAGACUCCGACGCACCCAGCCGGACUUAUGAGAUUGACCAGCAUCUCAGUCUCCUCUCACAGCCCCCCUACAAUUUGACCUCAAAGCGUGUAGUAUCUGGCCUUAUCACCUGGACCGUGGAGUUUCGACACCUGGCGCGUAAGCUCCGUCAUUUGGAACUCGAGCGUAUCAUUGAAGCUCGCUACGGUGACGUCGCCCUAAGAGUGAUUCGGGUCCUUCACGCCAAGGGUAAACUUGAUGAGAAGCGCCUCCAGGAAAUUAGCCUCCUUCCAUUCAAAGAUCUCCGGCAGGUAUUAGCCAGCAUGCAAUCCGGCGGAUUUGUCGACCUGCAGGAAGUACCCCGAGAUGCACAGCGACAGCCAUCGCGCACGAUUUACCUCUGGUUCUAUGAUCCAGAUCGGAUCCGUAACAGCAUUCUGGAAGACACAUACAAGGCUAUGUCUCGGUGCCUACAGCGCUUACGAUUCGAGCGGGGUCGACUCAAAGAAUUCUUGGAGAAGACCGAGCGCAGUGACGUCAAGGGGAAUGAAGAGCGGUAUCUUUCUCCGGCGGAACUUACUCUCCUAGGGCAAUGGAGAAGCAAGGAGGCCCUAUUGCUGGACGAGAUCAGCCGGUUGGAUGAGAUGGUGGCAGUCAUGCGGGACUAUUAAAAAACCAGGACCGAAAACAACCUGUUCUAUAGGACUAUUUACAUAUAUAUGUAUACAUUUAUA